GUCCACCAAAAGAAUUCCAGUCAUGACACAACUAAUCAAGCAGAGGAAAAUAGUUUCCCUGGUGACUGGUUCAGUGUCGUCUGCGUUCAAUAUAGUCAAUGUCGUUGCCAUGGGUAUCAGCAAUGGGGUAACUUUGAAGGACAUCGUUGUAGCAAGUGAUGCAGCCUGUGUGGUGAAGUCCUCCUAUGGCAUGUACACGGUGGGGACUAUUGUCGAACUUGCUGUGACUGUGUUUGUUGCGCUCACUAUAUUCAUCCAAAUACUCAAGAAGGAUUUCUACUACGUCAAUCUCCUCAGUCACGCCAUUGCCUUCUUAGCUCUAGGUUCCGCAUCCAUUGUAUUCGGCGUCAAACUGAACACUCGGAUCACGUGGAACUUCUGGCUGGGACUGCUUGGCGGGGUUUUGGCCUUCGGAAACUUUCUGUACUGGUUCAGCACGCAAAUGUUCCGCCGAUACCUAAAAAGGCACCAUCCAGACGACCCAAUAUUUAACGUAGGGGGUGACGGGAACGACACUGGGAGUUACGGGGGAAAUGAAAGCGGAGGGGAAUAUAACGAUGACUAUCAAGACUGAACCCCCCUUAAUUUUAUGUCCUCAUUUUCGCAUAUAUAAA
Molecule: messenger RNA, 614 nt
Organism: Saccostrea cuccullata (small rock oyster)
Lineage: Eukaryota; Metazoa; Mollusca; Bivalvia; Ostreida; Ostreidae
Exons: 3
Coding region: 23-574 (183 amino acids)
Source: RefSeq, a predicted model, not a curated record